CCAAGCGCAGCAACGCGACAACUAACUGCUUUUGUGCCCGGUACAAACCACUCAAACAACACAUCCUUCUACAAGAAAGACACUUGCCUCCAUUCCUUACUUCAUUCAUCUCGCCUAUUUUGGUGGUGUAGAAAAAGUCGUCGUUGUUUUUGUUAUCGUUAGUAUUGGACAAUGUGCAAGCCGUUGGAUGACCCACAGUGCGCUACCGGCACACCCAACGCUGCUCUGUUGACCCAGCAGCAAGAGGCUUCUGCUACAGCUGCUACCGCUACUACUACUGGUAGAAACAGAACGAGAAAGGUUCGAUUUGGCGUGAGCAACAUUGUACAAGUCGCUCGCAUCGGAGAAGAUGAGGACGAAAAACAAUCGGUAUGGUACAAUCGUCAAGACUUUUGCUUGAUUCGUCAAGAGAUUGGCCAAGUCGUCGAAGCUCGUGCAGCGAAAGAUUGGCGCUGUAAAGAUGAAGACUUUUACUGCGUGCGAGGCUUGGAAUUCCUCAAACUCGACGAACACACUCCGUCGCGCAAGGAGCGUCGAUUGUGUUUUGCCAAGAAUGUCAUGAUUUUCCAGUGCAUGUCCAAGAAUGCAUCAUGCAGUAGCAAAAAGAAGAGCAAGGGUCGAGAACAAGCUCUGGCUGCGUAUUGUGCCAGACUCAGCAACGAGGCUCGAUCGAGGGCUCGGCGAUGGGGAGUGUUUGACGAGGAAGAAGCACGACAAGUCUUUUAUGAAUGUCGACUCAUUUAUCAUUUGAAUGGAAAAGAAUUCCGAAUGUUUGCGCCUACUUGUUCCCUACAAGCAUCCAUGUUUCAAAGGUCCAGCCGCCAUGACGACGACGACGAUGAUGAUUGUGACAGCGUGGAUAGCGAUGAUGGCGAGCUUGCCAUUGCCCCUCUCUACGACGUGUUUUCCUUUGAUAGCCUGAUACGGGUGAUCUCCACCGUGACGACUUUGGUUACAAGCUAGCUAGCCAAAAUCCUCCGUCUUGGCAGCAACCCAGGUUGAGCAAUAAUUUCUGUACUGUACCAAUAGCUACCCUCCAUUAUUCCUCCUUUCUUUGGUAUUCGGCAUCUUUGCAAGACAGAUACUUGGGUAAGUUAAAGGAGUGGGUCCCCUAGUUAGCUAGGCACCUGUAGAAGGAAUCGAAAAAAGACAAUCUCUGCAAGCUCUGAUGCCACUGCAGAUAGUGUCAGGGUUGAGCAGCAGACUCCGGCUGCUGAUCCUCUGAUCAACACCCAGUUGGAAGGAUCUCCAUGGUGCUUUCGCAAAGCCCAUCCAUCCCUCCCUGACAGAUCAGCGCAGUGUUUGGGAUCCAGCAGUCAGGUGUUAAUCACUCCCAAUCCUGGCACUAUCAAUCCGGCGUGCACAUCGGGCCCACUGUCCGUACUUAGCCGUAGAUAGUCACUGCCAUGCCCAUGUCAUCUACAUGUGGAAGCUGAGGGCGGUGGCUGGGAGUACAGGAAGACUCCCGGCACGCUCUUCAAUGAAAGGGUGUCCUUGCUUCCUACUCGAGUACAUUUGCCCUCAACUACCAGCUAGCAAGCUGAGGGCCUUUUGAACUAUUUGUUGUGAUUUCCGCGCUUUGCAGCUCCCCUUUUAUGUCCGUGCAGAUGCCCCAGAUGAAACCCAGCCC
Molecule: messenger RNA, 1630 nt
Organism: Seminavis robusta
Lineage: Eukaryota; Bacillariophyta; Bacillariophyceae; Naviculales; Naviculaceae
Source: the annotation of a GenBank genome assembly